CGUGCGAGUCAUAGGCCAAGGGCCAAGCCAAUCCAAAACAAGAGGAGAGACUACAACUGACCACUAAAUCAACCAAAUGGCACUUUCCUCAUCACGCUUCGCACUCUCAUCAGCUCCACCUUCGCCCAUGGCAGCUUCACUAGCCGGCGCCGCCUCUUCUCGUCUCCUCAUCCCGUCCGCUUCUCGAGCUCGAAUCUCACUCUCCUCCUCGCCGGCAUCAUCAUCAUCUUCAGUAUCUCGUUUAUCAUUAUCUUCAUCUUCAUCUUACUCAUUUUCUCCUCUCAAAUGUCUCCGAUCUUCUGCCACCGCACCUCACUUGUUCCCGAAUCAGAAAAGAGCGUCGAUGAGUACGGUUGCAGCGGCGUCCGAUCCUGCGCAGCUAAAGAGUGCCAGAGAAGAUAUUAAAGAGAUUCUCAAGUCUAAGUUCUGCCAUCCUAUUUUGGUUCGAUUGGGAUGGCAUGAUGCUGGUACAUAUAACAAAAACAUAGAGGAGUGGCCAAGAAGAGGUGGUGCUAAUGGAAGUCUCAGGUUUGAAAUUGAGCUCAAACAUGGAGCUAAUGCAGGUCUUGUUAAUGCGCUGGAGCUUCUUAAGCCUAUCAAGGAGAAGUACUCUGGGAUAACAUAUGCAGAUCUGUUUCAGUUGGCUAGUGCUACUGCUAUUGAGGAAGCUGGGGGUCCCAAAAUCCCCAUGAGAUAUGGGAGGGUGGAUGUUUCAGCUUCUGAGCAGUGCCCUGAAGAAGGAAGGCUUCCUAGUGCUGGUCCCCCUAAUCCUGCUGAUCAUUUACGAGAAGUUUUCUACAGAAUGGGAUUCAAUGACAAGGAAAUAGUAGCAUUGUCCGGUGCACACACUUUAGGAAGGUCCAGACCAGAACGCAGCGGUUGGGGAAAACCAGAGACGAAGUAUACGAAAGAUGGGCCCGGAGCUCCAGGAGGACAAUCUUGGACAGAACAGUGGCUGAAAUUUGAUAACUCUUAUUUUAAGGAUAUUAAAGAAAGAAGGGAUGAAGAUCUGCUUGUAUUGCCAACUGAUGCUGUUCUUUUUGAGGAUCCUGCUUUCAAGGUAUAUGCUGAAAAAUAUGCUGUAGAUAACGAGGCAUUCUUCAAGGACUAUGCUGAAGCCCAUGCUAAACUUAGCAAUGCUGGGGCCAAAUUUGAUCCUCCGGAGGGUAUUGUGUUAGAUGAUGGUGCUGUGGGAGAGAAGUUUGUGGCAGCCAAGUACUCAACUGGGAAGGAUUAAGAAACAAGUUUCUUGUUUUCUAGUGCCGUAUGUUUUAAUAAAACAGGAUGAAGCUAUUUGCAAAAUCCUAAGAACUCACAUCUAAACUAACUGAAGGAGAAAGGAAUAAAAUUCAAUAAGUAUUGCCUAUUUGAAUUGCAGAGAGAAUUAUCAGAGACAAUGAAGCAGAAGAUUCGAGCAGAGUAUGAAACAAUCGGUGGAACUCCAGAUAAGCCUCUAAAGUCUAAUUAUUUUCUAAACAUCAUUAUUGGAAUUGCUGUUCUGGCAAUCCUGACUUACUUUCUUGGAAAUUGAGGUUUUCUUUUUGGCGAAUUUAAUGGAUAGUAUUGUUUUUGAUGUGUGGUAA
This is a messenger RNA of Mercurialis annua (annual mercury), 1583 nucleotides long. RefSeq names its product probable L-ascorbate peroxidase 6, chloroplastic/mitochondrial. The coding region runs from base 77 to 1237 and encodes 386 amino acids. Gene Ontology annotation, biological process: cellular response to oxidative stress; hydrogen peroxide catabolic process; response to reactive oxygen species. The transcript is spliced from 12 exons. The record is from RefSeq and is a predicted model, not a curated record. Gene Ontology annotation, molecular function: heme binding; peroxidase activity. NCBI's taxonomy places the organism in Eukaryota, Viridiplantae, Streptophyta, Magnoliopsida, Malpighiales, Euphorbiaceae.